Molecule: messenger RNA, 1137 nt
Organism: Penicillium crustosum
Lineage: Eukaryota; Fungi; Ascomycota; Eurotiomycetes; Eurotiales; Aspergillaceae
Product: DNA-directed RNA polymerase I subunit RPA43
Exons: 2
Coding region: 1-1137 (378 amino acids)
Biological process (GO): DNA-templated transcription initiation
Cellular component (GO): RNA polymerase I complex
Source: RefSeq, a predicted model, not a curated record
AUGGCAAUUGACGCAAUGGAAAUCGACAACCUGCCGGUGCGCACAGCGGACGCCGAGCGCAAACGCAAAUCCAAAAAGGACGCAUCCUCAUCCGCAUCACCAUCUAAAAAGCGAAAGCAAGCCCCAUCUUCAAAAACUCCACAAAUCAAAGACUCAAUCCCCGACAACCCUCUACCUGCCCCUGUCGCCCAUCUCCAUCUCGCCAACGCACGCGCUGGCCUCGCUGCUGGCCGAGCAUCUCUCGCCACUGCUUCUGACCUACUUCCCCCGCUGAAGGGUGUCGUCUUGGCUUACUCCAAUGCCUCGAUCUCCAGCAAGCCGCCGGCUCAUCCUCGCGCUUCCUCGGAUUUGAACCCGCAGCCGCUUACACUCGCCAAAACAGCGGACGAGUACGGUGUCUUGUACGUCUACCUGACCGCUACGUUCUUGAUGUUCCGGCCGCAGCGCGGACAGGCCCUUGACGGAUGGGUGAAUGUGCAGUCGGAGGGAUUCCUCGGUGCUGUAGUGUUCAAUCUGUUCUCUGUUGGUAUUGAGCGCAAGCGUCUGCCUUCGAACUGGAAAUGGGUUCCGCCCGGUGAGGAGGGUGAGACACCGGCUUUGACCGAUGACGACUCAGGCUCUGAUAAGGAUAUGGCGGAUUUCGAUGCCGAGAAGGAAUGUUUCAAGCCUGCUUCGCUUUCUGCGGAGGAGAUCGCCAUUAACGGUGAGGAGGAGGAUGAGUCUGCUCACACCGGUUACUUCCAGUCUGUUUCUGGGCACCGCGUGAGUGGCUCUGUGCGCUUCCGUGUUGUUGAUGUGGAUGUUAUUCCCGGUUCUGAGCGGGAUCGCGGGUUCCUCAGUAUUGAGGGAACUAUGCUUUCUGCUGAGGAGGAGGAGAGGCUCUCUGCAUCUGAGCGCCAGGGACAGUCUUUGCCUCCUUCUUUCUUCCCUGCGUCUCAGAAGGUCUCUGGGUCUAUCCCCGUGAUGAACGUCCCGGCGGCGUCGGCGGUGCAGGAGCUCUCGACUGUGGAUGUGCAUCCUGAUGCCAGCCCCAAGAAGGAGAAGAAGGAGAAAAAGGAAAAGAAAGAGAAGAAGGAGAAGACCGAGAAGAAAGAAAAGAAGUCCAAGUCUUCCAAGUCGAAGAGCAAGGACGAAUAA